UGAAAGGUCACCAUUACUGUCAAUCUAUCUUCAUCCACAAAUUUAAGGGCCCAUAUCAGCAUGACUAACAGGCAUUAGCACAUGGCUUUGCCUUCGGUGGUUAGUGGCAAAUAUUUCAGCUCCAGCUCAAAGCCUUCUCUAGCCUCUUGUAUAAACAAUCCCCCUUUCAUUAGCUUUUUCGUCAUCAUUCAUCAACCACAAGCAAUAUCUAUUCAGCUAUCAAACGUCUCUAACUUCUUGUUUCCAACCUUCAAGAGAAAAAACAAUGCUUAGUGCUAAGAAACUCAUCAAGAUGGAUAGGAAAUGGCAGAAGUUUGCAGCCAUGCAGAGGAAGAGGAUUUCACUUCCAAGAAAUGGAAAUGAUGUGGACAAUUGUAGUACGUCUUCAUCAUCUAUAGCUGGAAAAGGCCAGUUUGUAGUGUAUUCAACUGAUCAAAGGCGCUUUGUGAUUCCAUUGGCUUAUCUGGAAAAUGAGCUCAUCUUGCAACUUUUAAACAUGUCUGAAGAAGAAUUUGGCCUGCCAAGUGGCGGUCCUAUUACAUUACCGUGUGAUUCAGCUUUUAUGGACUACAUUGUUUCAUUAAUCAAGAAAUGUGCAACUGAUGAAGAUCUUCAGAAAGCGUUGCUCCUCUUGGUUAGUUCAAGUUGCUCUUCAACUUCUUCUUUCCACCAAGAAUGGAAAAACCAGCAGCUCCUUGUUUAUUGACUCAUGAUCAUUUUCUUUAGUAAAUGACAAUUGUAUAUCAGAUCAAAUGUAGGUAAUUGAAUUAGUGUACACAGAUAGAGUUGUUUUUUAACUGAAAUUCCACCAGAUUUAAAGAUUUCAUUUGUCAUCUUGGGCUGGCACUAUUAUAGUAAAAAAAAUUGUU
This is a messenger RNA of Lycium ferocissimum, 869 nucleotides long. RefSeq names its product auxin-responsive protein SAUR68-like. Lineage: Eukaryota; Viridiplantae; Streptophyta; Magnoliopsida; Solanales; Solanaceae. The coding region runs from base 266 to 706 and encodes 146 amino acids. The record is from RefSeq and is a predicted model, not a curated record. Gene Ontology annotation, biological process: response to auxin. The transcript has a single exon.